Messenger RNA from Seminavis robusta, 1404 nucleotides. The record is from the annotation of a GenBank genome assembly. Lineage: Eukaryota; Bacillariophyta; Bacillariophyceae; Naviculales; Naviculaceae.
AUGAAGAGGACCUCGUCGAGACUGAUGGGCGAGAGUCCCAAAAAUAAGCAGACAGAAGCAGCCGCCGAAGAAGAACCCGAGGAAGAAGAAGUGGUAGAAGAUUGCAUGCUGUGUUUGGAAGCGAUGCACGACAGUGACCACAAAAUCCCAAUGCUGUGUCCAUUGGAUGGUUGUCCCUUUAACUACUGCUCUCAGUGUGUGUGGAGUCUGCUACUCACCAGCAGUCAACCCUACCAAGAAGCCAGUGAUGGCAGCAAACAACUCAAGGUUCCACUGCAAUGUCCACAAUGUCGGACACGAUAUCCUCAUCGACAAGUCGUACAGGACGUGCUCUUGCUACGACGAGCGUGUCGUCUGCAACCGCUCUUUUUUUCGGAUCACCACACACCCGUCAGUAUGAACGGUAGUCCGCUCAAGGAGAAUUCUCUCAAAGCUAGUGAUCUCAGCGCCAAACAGGAUUUCCUAGAAUAUGUCACUUGGGAAUCCUUGCAGGAAAGUUGGACUCGCGUUGAUCGGUACUUGAAGGAUCGAUCCAAUCCACACGAAGGAUUCGAAGUCGAUACCAUUACUGACACUAGCAAUCGCAUUCCGCUACUUCCGCGGCAGUGGAAGGAACAUCUACUGCGACAAGACGAUAUCGACAAGGCAAACGGAACGGCCAAAACACAGGGUCACAUUCUAGGCAGUGGUCAAGCCAUGUACGAUUUAGUCGACCCGACAUUGUUUCAAGGAAUGGACGAAACCAUGACCCUCAGCGAACAAGAGUUCCUCAGCAAACUACUUGUUAGUGGCUCGGUACCCAAUUUAAUGCAAGCCGCACAGAUACUCCAUGGCAUGCUCCAAUUGAUGCUGCACGGCGGUCUCAAGGCACGACAAAAUUCAUCGCUCAACAUUUCCGGCAUUAGCACGUCCUCACCCACACGCAACAACAAUCAUCAAGCCAAACGGAAUUAUCGCAUGUUGGCCACUGGCACCAAUUUGUUGUAUCCCGAUAUGGAUCCGACGACGUUACGAAAACGAUUUCCAUUGCCAUUGCACAUGCCACGAUGGAUGGUCAUUCCCGUCUAUCAUCCCGACCGGAGGGGUGUUCCACUACACGUCAAGGCACACAAGUACGGAUUGGAAAUCACGUCCGUCAAGGGCAGUGCCGGUCAACAAGGCAUUCGAAAGGGUGACGUAAUAACACACAUUAACGAAGAACCCUGCGAUGCCGGGACCACCACGGAGCAAUUCAACACGUACAUGCAGUCGUUGUACGAGACCAACUACAAACAUCAGAGCUUGGAUGCUUCUACUGUCACGUUGGUCGUCAAUGCGCACGAAGAUAUGGCACAGGAAUUGCAGAAACGGAGUUUUGAAAUCAUUCACUUUUUGACGCAGCAAAGAAAAGAGGAAAACAAGUAA